Tuber aestivum (summer truffle) is the source of this 5137-nucleotide messenger RNA. The record is from the annotation of a GenBank genome assembly. NCBI's taxonomy places the organism in Eukaryota, Fungi, Ascomycota, Pezizomycetes, Pezizales, Tuberaceae.
AUGGGCUCGAGCCUCUAUCCACAUGGAGUGUGUAAAUAAGACACCGAUAAAUUUACCCCCAUGCCGCACCAACUGUGUGCAAGGAAGGACCUAGGGCCCGCGCUGGGUUGGGGUCCCAGCCGAGACACGAGCAGCGCUCCAUUAAUAACUUGGACUCGAUUCUUCAUUAUUCUAGUGAGAGUAGCGAAGCUCCAAUACCAGAUACCGGUGCUGAUACGGGUUCUCUCUUCCACUCCAGGGCCAAGUUGAGAACAGCGAAAUUCAUGUUGAUGUGGUCCAGACAAGCUUUGAUGGAACAGUUAUCUAAUCAAUCUAUCGGUAAAGGUAUGUUAUGAUACCGGUAGUACGAGUACUUUGAUGCGCAGUCCUGUUGCUAGGGAAACCCCCAUGAGACUGCGCGGGUCUUGGCACUUGUUGACCUCCCCGUGUUGCACGUUGGCACGAUAGCUGCCCCAUCCUACGACUGCUCCUCCACAAACCCCCUUCAACCUCCCAUUCAAGCCAUUCCCCAAAUUAAUUCGCACGGUGGUCUCCAGCGACCCUGGGGCUCAUCACCAAAUCAUGGAAGAUCUACUUUCCACCUCGUUCGACUUGCUCUCCUCAUAUGAUCCGAUUCACAUUCGAAAAGGCCUACGAUGCCUUGAAGGAUUUCUUGCGAAAAUGUGUCUCCAGUCCCCCUCGACCCCAUCAAAGAGCGGUGCUAGAGUAGUUAGUGCUGCCAAUCCCUCUGCUGUUGGUGUGACCAGCAGGCCAAAGGACGCUGCUUUCAAAGAGUUCUUGCGACUACAGAGCGGUUUCGAAUGGAAUGGUAGGCCAACUCUGCAACUUGUGAGGCUGAGGAUAACACUAACUACCUAUUUAUUCUUUCCCCGAAUCUAGUAACCAUCCGACUAAUAUCAUGUCUAGAGCGCCUCCUAGGAAGAACGAAUAGUAUGAUCUCCAAAAACUUAUUUAGCGCCGGCGUGCUAACACACAAACCUAGAUGGCCCGAAUAAUCUUCUGAUCCUUUCUACAUUGGACCUAAUCCAGGGAAUGCUUUUGCUUCAUCCCCAAUCCCGCAAACUUUUCGCUCGAGAAAUCCACAUGAAUGUUAGUACUAUUAUCAUGCUAGCCUCAGGUUAUAAGGCUCUAAUGGUUACUCGCAGGUGCUUUUAGACCUUCUAGAUGCUGAAAGCAACGAUGCUGUCCAAUGCGCAACUCUAUUAACACUGGUCUGCGGUCUUCUUGACAAUCCCACCAACACAAGAGUAAUAUAAUUCCCUCGUGUUUCUUCAUACCAGCUUCCACUGGGUCUAAUCUCCGAGAACCAGACUUUCGAAUCACUGGAUGGACUCGCUACUGUUACAUCACUCUUCAAACGCCGCGACACUCCUCGAGAGGUUAAACUCAAGAUUCUAGAAUUUCUCUACUUCUACCUUAUGCCCGAGGUUUCCUCACCUUCCGCGCCUACCCCACGAGCCCAAGGUGAGAGACCAUCGUCGAGGAAGGAAGUGAGGGUAGAGAAAACUACAGAGGAGAAGCAGAAGAUGUUAGGCGAGUUCAUGAGUAAUGUGGAAGGCCUGGUAGCGGACCUGAAAGAAAGUCAGCCUUUCGGGAUGUAAAUGACGCUUUCCUUCUAUGAUACCAAUUUAAUGAUAGCUAUAAUAAUACCGAAGACUGUACGAUAUCCUGAGAAACUAAGUAGAUAAUAUACACGUUUGCAAGGGCUACACCAUUAGUAGACCAGUGAUAAAAAGAGAUUCCCUCCUACCUGGGGUAUUCACGAGCUUUAGCUAUUAUACGACCAAAUAUCUACUCCCCAAUAAGGAGUCCGAAGCAACCGAAUAGCCUCCUUUGCUGUUCAUAUGGUGAUAUUAUUGUGGCACCAGCGCCAACUAAUACCGUAUCUAUUCCUCCCGAUCCCUAUCAAAAAGAAGUUUACCAAUAAGCGUCCGACACAACUGAUUCUAAGCUAGUGAAGCCUUAACCUGCAUAAACGCUUUUCAACCCGCGACUAAAUUCCUCUACCAAUCUCUUAUUUUGUGUAUUGUCGGGAUACUAGUGGGCCUCCAUAGUCUAACCAUAACAGCAAUGCUCAGGAGCGACCCUCGACCAAACGCCCAAACUGGCCCCACAAAAAAACGAACCCAAGAGUAUCUGCUUUAGCUAGGGCGGAAGAUUAUUAUAACUCGUAAGCCACUGUCGAUAAAGCAACAAACCUAUCACAGGUUUACUCCAGCGACAGAAAAUCUCUUGCCAAGAAUGAAAUAUGAUAAUGGUAACACCCUUAUCGCAUGACAGAUUAUCGAUACAUGUAGGGUUUUGUGUGGCUAGAGUCUGUGGCGGUGAAUCGUGACUGCUAGCAAUGCAAAAGACUGUGGCUGACGGUUCCCACGCACCCACACAACCAACUUUCCCCUUCCCAAUUUUCGAACUUCAGAUAUCAACGCCAAACAACCGACAACCCACCACCAGCAACACCACCGGAACCUUUCACCAGGAAACGCCGAGAUGUCUCAUGUAAGUUAUUGCCCCCCUCCAUUUGCGAUUGAAUUUCUGGAUCUCGAAUCGCUGCUAACUAUUUCUUAGAGAAAAUUUGUACGUCAAUCCGGAACUCUGGAUAUUAAGAUAGUUGAAUAAAUGGGAGGAAAAUGUAUUGACAGUGACUUAGGAAGCACCCAGACACGGUUCCCUCGCCUUCCUUCCCAGGAAGCGAGCUUCCAGACACAGAGGAAAGGUUAAGGCGAGUAUAUGAGUUGGAUUUCUUUCUUUGGAAGCCGGACAACGUUUUGACGGAAUUUCUCGAAUAUAGUCCUUCCCCAAAGAUGACCCCAAGAAACCCGUUCACCUUACCGCCGCUCUCGGGUACAAGGCCGGCAUGACCACUAUAGUUCGUGACUUGGAGAGGCCAGGGGCGAAGAUGCAUAAAAAGGAGAUUGUCGAAGCUGUCACUGUUAUUGAGACACCACCGGUAUGCUCUUUCCGCAGCACAUUAUUAUUAUUAUUAUUGGGAGGUGGCGGCGACCAAUUCUUACAUGAAUGGUCAUAGAUGGUCGUCGUUGGCGUUGUCGGAUACGUUGAGACUCCCCGCGGUCUUCGAUCCCUUACUACUGUUUGGGCCGAGCAUCUCAGUGACGAUCUCAAGCGGCGCUUCUACAAGAACUGGUACAAAUCCAAGAAGAAGGCUUUCACCAAGUAUGCCAAGAGACACGCCGAUGGGGGGAAGUCCAUUUCCCAUGAGUUGGAGCGCAUCAAGAAGUACUGCAAUGUUGUUCGCGUUCUUGCUCACUCCCAGAUCCGCAAAACCCCUCUCAAGCAGAAGAAGACCCACUUGAUGGAAAUUCAAGUCAAUGGUGGCUCGAUUAGCGACAAGGUCGACUUUGCCUUUGGUAACUUCGAGAAGGAGGUUACCAUCCGCUCAAUCUUUGAGAAGGACGAGAUGAUCGAUGUUAUUGCUGUCACCAAGGGUCACGGUUUCAACGGCGUCACCUCCAGGUGGGGAACCAAGAAGCUACCAAGGAAGACCCACAAGGGUUUGAGAAAAGUUGCUUGUAUUGGUGCCUGGCAUCCGUCGCACGUGCAAUGGGUGCGCAUUCCCACAAUAUUUAGACCAAUGGCAAGUAUAAGCUAACCAUAAUCAACAGACCGUUGCCCGUGCCGGUCAAGACGGUUACCACCACCGCACAUCUGUCAACCACAAGAUAUACCGCAUUGGCUCCGGCACUGACGAUGGUAAUGCAUCGACUGAGAUCGACAUUACCAAGAAGACUAUCGUAUGUCACAAUCACACGCUCCUCGAGAUCCCCGAUGAAUACAAACUAAUUUAAUUGCUUCAGACCCCUCUCGGUGGAUUCCCUCGUUACGGUGAAAUUAAAAACGAUUUCGUUAUGGUGAAGGGCUCUGUCCCUGGUGUAAAGAAGCGGGUAAUGACCCUGAGGAAGUCGAUGUUCAUCCACACUUCAAGAAGGUCACUCGAGAAGGUAGAGCUUAAGUGGAUCGAUACGUCAUCCAAAUUCGGCCAUGGCCAAUACCAGACCAAGGAGGAGAAGCGUCAAUUUAUGGGUACUCUAAAGAAGGAUAUUGCUGCAGCUUAGCGGUUCCUUUCUCUCUUUCCUUUUCUGUUCUCUUGUGUUUCAUAGUUUGGGGGGGUCCAAAAAAACAAACAAAUACUCUCAACCAAUACCUGUUUUGCCCUAGGAAGGCUGUGUCUAUAUUUGAUGAACGAAGGAACAAAAAGUAAUCCUAAGCAUGCUCCACUCGAUCCCCAAUCUUUCUCUGGAAAUGGUGUGACCCGCCAUGAAUUUAACGAAAUAUUAGCCACUCUCUUCCCACCAUACCCAAGUAACCCACCCAAUGCUCAUAUAGAAAGCGCUCCUAUGACUGCCGGUAGAUCCGACACAGGAGUAUCCUUCUACCAUUUUACAAAGUAAUGACAUAUACAGACCAUAUCCCAACAAAUCGAACUCCAGUCUAACGAGAAGGGAAAAACAUGAAAACGAAAACGAAAACAAUGCACUUUCUAGAUUCCUUGAGUAUCUUGAAUAUCUUCAAAUGCAACAGUAGCUGGUAGCCUAAAAGAAACACAAUAAUACGUCUUGUUAGGCGCCACAAGCCUAACAUUCUCCAAAUUUUCCAAAUCGCCCUCCCCCAUCUUGUGCCCCAGAUAUCUACUAAUAUCUGCGCAAAUUUCCCCCGCAGCAUUCUCCGUCACCGGCGCCUUGUGAAAUGUGUAGACGUGAAUCAUCGGUAACAUCUCCCGACCAGUGACUACACCCUCGAACCCACGAUACGCACCGCGGAAAGCACCCAGGAACGCCGUGGCGGAGGCGGGAAGGUUCAUUACGAAGUGGGAAAACACAGGCGGUACUGGGAUCACUGUUGGAGGGGGAGGAGGCUUCUGACCGCGCUUUCCAGGCGUUGGAAUGGAGACUUUGUUGGUUAAAGGGUUUUGGGAGCGGGAGAGGAGGGCGCGGAUCGACCCGCGGAUGAAGUUUGCGCCGUCGAGGUUGUGGGGAGUUAGGAAUUGGGAUACCUUUUUCGCAGUGUCAAUUCCGCGAUCCAGAUGAUGGGGGGAGUGUUGGUUAGUUGGUGAGGAUUACCUUGUUAAUUUUGAUAUUGUCCACCAGACUCUUGUAACUCUCCGGGUUCAAGUCGUUCG